Messenger RNA from Numida meleagris (helmeted guineafowl), 2334 nucleotides. RefSeq names its product adenosine deaminase, tRNA specific 1 (gene ADAT1). Lineage: Eukaryota; Metazoa; Chordata; Aves; Galliformes; Numididae. The record is from RefSeq and is a predicted model, not a curated record. The coding region runs from base 471 to 1979 and encodes 502 amino acids. Gene Ontology annotation, biological process: RNA processing. Gene Ontology annotation, molecular function: RNA binding; adenosine deaminase activity. The transcript has 9 exons.
CCCCGGGGGCUUCGGCGGGAGGUGACCGUGUCGCGCUGUGCAGCCCGGGGCGCGGGGCGUCGGCGGCGUUAAUUGGGGGUGGGGGCUUCGAAGCUGCCGUCGUGUACGCGUGAGUGCUGGCCGGCCCCGAUCGCUGAGGAGGCGCGGCGCCUCCGGCAUGCCAGGAACCGCGCGGGGGCGGUGCUGUGUGGUGGGGACGGCGGGAUUCCGGCACCGGCGCCUGCUCGUGGGCUGCUCGGGUUCCAGCGGGGCUUUUUUUUAUUCCUAGCGAUCUGGGGAAAGCAAGAAAAACUGGGAAACUUCUGUCUCGUGGCAGUUCUCAACAAUCUGGAAAGGGGUGGCGCAAGCGGGCUUUCGACGUUAGAAUCUGGCCCAGAAAGGCCUCAUACAACAAAGUAAUAGGAUUUGAGGGGACGGGGGGUGUUAGUGUGAUUGAAUGCAGUGUAGAAGCAGUGCUUGCAGCAGGAGUUAUGUGGUCAGCAGAUGAAAUUGCUGAGUUAUGCUACGAGCAUUAUAGGACCAGACUCCCUAAGCAGGGAAAACCAGACCCAAGCAGAGAAUGGACUUCGCUGGCAGCUGUGGUCAAAGUGGAAUCUGCAGCUAACAGAGAGGUUUCUUCUAGUCUGGGGCGCCUGCAGGUAGCCAAGGAGGUUGUUGCUCUGGGAACUGGAACAAAAUGUAUUGGACUAAACAAAAUGAGAAAAACUGGAGACAUUCUGAAUGACAGUCACGCUGAAAUUGUGGCCAAGAGGAGCUUCCAGAGGUAUCUUCUCCAUCAAAUGCGCCUAGCAACUUCCUACCAACAAUGCAGCAUCUUUAUUCCAGGAAAUGAAACUGGGAAAUGGAAACUCAAACCAAAUAUUACAUUUAUUUUCUUCUGUAGUCAUACCCCAUGUGGUGAUGCUUCUAUUAUUCCAAUUAGAGAAACAGAGAACCAUCUUUCUAAGUCAGUGAAUGAACAUGAUGUAGCUGGACAGUCAGCACUGUGCAGUAGUAACUGUGAUCGUAGGGGCCCAGAAGAUAAAAGGAAAUUGGAGCAAAUGGCAAGUAGUCAUAUAAUCAAAAGAAUGAAGAACGCUGAUGGUGGGUUUUUUUCCACGAUCACUGAAGAUGUGGCUGUUCAGCAAGUGUUUGUGAAACCAGAAGGCAACAUGAAUCCGAAGUGCUGUGAAUGUUCUGAAGACAUGCAAGCAGCUAACAAGGAGACCAACUUAGGCAAACUGAAGGCAGUAGAUGUUUAUAGAACUGGAGCAAAAUGUGUACCUGGAGAGCUGAGCGAUACCCUAAUACCUGGCGUAGAGUAUCACUGUGUAGGGUUAUUACGGGUGAAGCCAGGUCGUGGGGAUAGAACAUGCUCUAUGUCCUGCAGUGAUAAACUGGCGCGCUGGAAUGUGUUGGGGUGUCAAGGAGCCCUUCUGAUGCAUUUUCUGCAGUAUCCAGUGUAUUUGUCAGCAGUUAUAGUGGGGAAGUGUCCAUAUAGCCAAGAAGCUAUGCAGAGAGCAAUUAUUGAAAGGUGUCAGCACAGCUCAUCGUUACCUGAUGGUUUUCUCACUCAGGAGGUCCAAUUGCUGCAGUCAAGUCUUCAAUUUGAACACAGCCGUCAGGCAAUCCAAGAAGGUCAAAUUAGCAGCAAAAGAAAACUUGUUCCGUGUAGUGCAGCUAUCAGUUGGAGUGCAGUUCCAGAGCAACCUCUGGAUGUCACCUCAGAUGGCUUUCGGCAAGGAACUACAAAGAAAGGGAUUGGAAGCCCUCAGAGCAGAUCAAAGAUCUGUAAAGUGGAACUGUUCCAUGAGUUCCAAAAGCUGGUGACAAGCAUUUCAAAGGAGAAUUUACCAGAAACUCUCCGGAUGAAGACUCUGGAAACCUACUGGGACUACAAGGAAGCUGCAUUAAAUUACCAAGAAGCCUGGAAGGCACUGCGUAGCCAAGCGCUGCUGGGCUGGAUCAAAAAUGCCAAGGAAUAUCUGCUCUUCACAUGAGAAUAAAAGCAGCUGUGUCAAUCCAGCAAUAAGCCAUGGAACACAGCAGACACCUCUUCUGCUCAAGGGAUGCAAAAAAUGUCCUCUAGUUCCUAUGCCAUAAGAAGACAGGACUGAAAAGGAAAGCAGUUUAGAGAACUCAUUAUUUUGAUUGAUCUGAAGCCUCCUUUUUAUUUAAAUGUGGAAAAGGGUCAUUGCAUACUUAAUUCUGAGCUGUAUGAAACAAUGUGCCUCCAAAACAAAGGAAGCAGUGAUAUGCUGUCCUCUGUUUCUUGAUACUAUAAUCCAUUAGAUAUAGUCCACUGUAAUGGAAGUAACAUUAACUAAAAUUAAAGCAGUGCUAUGGAAGAAAGGC